AUGGGGAGGAGGGGGAGCAGGGGGAGGAGGGAAAUCUGCGGAGGAGAAGGUGGGGAGUUGAUAAGGGCGGGGGCUGGAUGGUCGGGGGCUGGAUGGGCGGGGGCGGGGAGGAGGAGAGGGAGAGAAUGGGGGAACUUGGAGAGGAGUGGACAGGCAUUCAGAGGUGAGGAGAGAGGAGGAGGAAUGGGGAGAGCAUGGAUAGGGGGAGAGGGGAGUGGGAAAGACGGGUUGGACAUAACGGAAAUAAAGGGUUCGGGGUUUGGGGGUGGGGGGGUUGAGGCGAAGAGAAGAGAUGUGGGAACCAGGAAGGGUCUGUUUCUGCUCGGCCCCAAUGAUAUCCUGCCAUCUGUCACUGCGUCAGAGUUCGCCGCCCGGCGCAGGGCAGUCAUGUUCCGCCUGCCACGUGGCAGCGUGCUAGUGGUGGGCGCGGCUCCAGUGCGCUACAUGGCCGGCAUCGUGCCGUUCCCCUACCGCCCAGACUCAGAUUUGAUUUACCUCACGGGGUGCUGGCACCCGGGUGUGGUGGCUGUGAUAGAGAGCGAUGGGGGGAGUGGUGCUGCGGAUGGGGAGAGCGGUGGUGCUGAUCUGGGAAAUAGUGCUGGUGGUGGGGGGGGUGGGGGAGUGAGUGGGGAGAUGGAGGGUGGACGAGGUGGAGGGGGAGGGGAUGUGCAGUUCACGUUGUUCUUACCGCGGCAACGAGCUGAUGUGCGUUGGUGGAUGGUGGUGUGGGAUGGAAGGGCUUUGGACCCCCCUGCUGCCACGGCCUUCUUUAAACCUGACAGAGCCCUGUUUGUGGAUUCUCUUAAUGAGUACCUGCUGGAGGCCCAACAACGCAUCUCAUCACACCGACUCUCCUCUUCCUCCUCCCUCCCCUCCUCUUACUCUUCCGACCGCUCUCCACCUCCUCGCUUCUACUGUGACCAUCGGGCCAAUCACGAUCUGAUUGCUACAGUGCCGGUUCUUGCCGCUGAGCUGGCGACCGGGCGGCUGCUGUCGUCCCGUAGCGUCCUGGACGAGCAGCGGUGGAUCAAAUCCGAGGCGGAACAGAGGCUCAUGCGUCGGGCGGCUGAGAUUACAGCAGAGGCCUUCCUAACAGCUAUGAGGCAGUCAGCAGCCGUGGCAACAGGAAGAUGGGGAGCAGCAGGAGGAGCAGGAGGGUUCGGUUUUGCUGCCUCCCGUGAAGAUGGGCACAUGGGGGGGUCGUUGCCCCACGAGGGGCACAUUUCUGCGCUGAUCGAGUUUGAGUGCAAGCGACGGGGAGCGCAGCGAUUCGCCUACCCCCCAGUGGUGGCAGGCGGCAGCAGCGGCUGCAUCGUCCACUACCUGCGCAACGACAGGCCAGUGCAACCAGGGGAGCCGUUACUGGUGGAUGCGGGCUGUGAGUACUUCGGCUAUGCCUCAGACAUCACUCGCGUGUGGCCGCCCUAUGGGAAAUUCUCCCCCGCUCAGAGAGCAGUGUACGAGGCGGUGCGGGAGGCGAUGGUGGAGUGCAUUGCCAUGUGCCGGCCGGGGGCCACUCUGAGGGACAUUCACCAACACUCGGUCAUAUCUCUCUCAUCAGCCUUGGUGCAGCUGGGAGUGUGCCAGGGCUCGGCACAGCAGGUGGCAAGAGGAGCAUUCCGGCAGUUCUACCCGACCUCUGUUGGGCACUGGUUAGGGCUGGACACACACGACUGUGCAUCCGUCUCCUCCUUUCAGCCGCUCAAGCCUGGUGUGGUGCUGACAAUCGAACCAGGCCUCUAUCUCCCGGACAUCGACCAAGUGCCAAAACACCUGCGUGGCAUAGGCGUGCGCAUAGAGGAUGACAUUUUGAUAACGGCCGACGGUUAUGAG
Messenger RNA from Closterium sp. NIES-65, 1833 nucleotides. Lineage: Eukaryota; Viridiplantae; Streptophyta; Zygnematophyceae; Desmidiales; Closteriaceae. The record is from the annotation of a GenBank genome assembly.